AUAUUAGCCAGUUGUUGCUGCACUACAACAUAAGUAUAUAGUUUAUAUUGGAAGGUAAAACGCUCAGUGGAAUGCAAAAAAUUAAUGUGUUAUGAAUUGGAGGUUACAAAGAAAAUGAGAAAAGUAUUUACUGUGGAGAUCAUUACCACACCACACCAGAAUGGAUGAAAGGGGUAAACGUAAGAAAGACAGGCAACCUAAAGCAUGUUUUUACUGCAAUGAGAGCGGGCAUAUCAAAGCCAAUUGCCCAAAGAAGAAACAGGAUGAGCGUAAUCGAAGUUUGAAGUGCUUCAAGUGUGGUGAAAUAGGUCAUUUCCAGAGAAAUUGUACCCAGCUUCACAGUAGAUCUACUCAUGAUGGCUCUACUUGUGGUGUAUCAAAUGGCAAACCAAGAAAAGAAACACCACCAGUAGAGUAUUCAGUCACAAGCGACACUAAGAAAAUUACUUGUGUAUCUGGUGCCUCUGCCAAAGCCAUACGUAGCGAUGACGAGGCCAAAGCAGAACAUACUCAAUUUCCACCUUUCAUUGAUACUCAUUGUCAUUUGGAGUACGUUUUCACCAGGUAUCACCACCAAAGCACUUUCCAAGCAUUCAUGGAAGCUAACAAAUACCAAGAAAACUUUGAUGGGUGUAUCUCAACAUUUUGUGACCCAGCUGCUUUCUCAAGCUUUGGAGUCUGGCAAGAUCUCUUGAUGGAGCCGAAUAUCUGGGGAGCCUUUGGCAUUCACCCUCACAAUGCGAAGUACUACUACAGCAGUGGUCCAGAUCUGGAAGACAAAAUUCUUAAAUGCAUUGAGCACCCCAAGUGUGUAGCUUAUGGAGAGAUUGGGCUGGACUUUGCAGACCAUUCUCCUUCUGAUCAGCAGACACAGAGAGAAGUCUUAGUCCGCCAGCUCCAACUUGCCAUCUCAUUUUCCAAGCCUCUUCUUUUCCAUUGUCGAGAUGCUGACGAUGAGCUGCUUCACAUUAUCUCCGAGUAUGUACCGCGAGAAUGGAAAAUUCAUUUACACUGUUACACUGGCUCAGAAUCAACGGCCAUCAGUUUCUUGGAAAAUUUCCCCAAUCUGUAUUUUGGUGUGUGUGGAAAUGUCACGUAUCGUAAGAAUAAUGAUCUUAGGCAAAUGGUUACUAACUUACCAACACAGAGGCUUGUCAUUGAAACAGAUGCACCCUACAAUACUCCUGCUAAUAUUUCUAGAAAUUGCCGUUUUAGUCAUCCUGCUCAUGCGUUUUAUGUUGCUAAGGAGAUUGCUGCACUGAAAAAGGCAGAUCUUUCAGAAGUACUCAUAACUAUCAGGGAGAACACCAAGAAACUGUAUAGCAUAUGAAAAUACGUGCUAAAAAGCUAUGGACGUCACGCGCAUGCAUAAUUAUUCUGGCCGAUCCCCACCCCUCCCCCCACAAGUGUUAUUUUUUAAGUAAAUGAAUUUCGAUUCUUUGUCAUGCACAUGUAUAAUAAUUUUUAUACAUAUACAAGCAUAAUAAUAGAGGUCACAGUUGUAUCUUAGGAGUGUCGUUUUUUAUGUGAAGGAAUUUCCUUUUUACAAUCACAAAUCAUAAAAAUUAA
This is a messenger RNA of Halichondria panicea, 1569 nucleotides long. RefSeq names its product putative deoxyribonuclease TATDN2. The record is from RefSeq and is a predicted model, not a curated record. Bases 161 to 1330 code for a protein of 389 amino acids. Gene Ontology annotation, molecular function: zinc ion binding; nucleic acid binding; hydrolase activity, acting on ester bonds. The transcript has a single exon. Lineage: Eukaryota; Metazoa; Porifera; Demospongiae; Suberitida; Halichondriidae.